GAGGAAAAUGGUUGCUCGGGCAUUGUUCGUCGUGGAAAAGGAUAUGUGGAGACGACGGUCAUGCAUCCAGGCAACAUGUAUGUCACGAAAAGAUGGUCCGAGUGUUCGAGGAAUUCGCUGAAAUCGUAUAUCGAGACAGGUUUGGGAUUUUGUUUGGAAGACGAGCAGCAAAAUCACGAGUUUCCCAGCACGGACCUUCUUCCAGGUGUAGUGUACGACGCGGAUGACCAAUGUCGGAUACAGUACAGGUCUGAUGCACGGCAAUGCGACCUGGGCAUGUGGUGUUACGGAAUGAAAUGUCUGUUGGUCGGAGAACGACCAGGAGUCGUAGACGGUGGUUGGGGUAGCUGGUCAGCUUGGAGUCGAUGCUCCCGAAGCUGCGGUUCCGGUGUGGCUUUCUCAGUCAGACGAUGUAUCAAUCCUUCGCCAUCCAACGGCGGGGCUUACUGUCGCGGUGACAGAAAACGUCAUAAAAUAUGCGCCACCAAGCCGUGCGACGUUGACGCGCCGUCCUUCCGCGACGUCCAGUGCAGCGAGUUCGAUAACUGGAUCUUUCCAGAAGACGGGAAACUUCACCGAUGGACCGCUUACAAGCUACCCGAGGAUCUACAAGCUUCGGAAAAUCCGUGCGGCCUUUACUGUUUAAGCGAAACGAACGUGGUGGCCUCGCUUCGGCCGAGAGUCAUCGACGGGACCACCUGCUACAGGAGUAUUCGGGACAUCUGCAUCGGAGGUGUCUGUCGAGAGAUUCCCUGCGACCUGAAUAUGGAGUCGAACGCUGUGGAAGAUGCGUGUGGCGUCUGUAGGGGUAAUGGCACUUCGUGUAGCCUGAAGGGGGCCGUGAUAACGAUCGGUCCGGCGUCUCGUGAGUGUAAUUACCCGAUUCUUCCUCUAGAUGAUUUCUUCCCUUUUCGAAAUAUCGUCGCGCGUUUUAUCGUAUUAGCCGGCCUUUAGUCUUUAUAACUCGUUUUACAGUUAUUCCGACGUUUUAUCACCGACCGAGGUGGGUCGUUCAGCAUUCUUUCGGGCAGCGCACUAUCCUCCAACAACUUGCACAUUUUUCAAACGUACCUACGCGUUAUUUUAAUUACGUCCGCUUUUAUUUCGUUUUGUAGAUAUUUCGAUAACGAUAUACCAGCAUCGUUAACAUUUUUUCCCUUUCCAAGAUUAUUAAGAAUCGCCGAAAGCCAUGAGUUACGAGUAAGCGUCGAACU
Molecule: messenger RNA, 1214 nt
Organism: Bombus pyrosoma
Lineage: Eukaryota; Metazoa; Arthropoda; Insecta; Hymenoptera; Apidae
Product: A disintegrin and metalloproteinase with thrombospondin motifs 6-like
Exons: 5
Coding region: 61-954 (297 amino acids)
Biological process (GO): extracellular matrix organization
Cellular component (GO): extracellular matrix
Molecular function (GO): metalloendopeptidase activity
Source: RefSeq, a predicted model, not a curated record